This is a messenger RNA of Panonychus citri (citrus red mite), 5943 nucleotides long. Its product is annotated as probable WRKY transcription factor protein 1. The transcript is spliced from 5 exons. The record is from RefSeq and is a predicted model, not a curated record. The coding region runs from base 704 to 4903 and encodes 1399 amino acids. NCBI's taxonomy places the organism in Eukaryota, Metazoa, Arthropoda, Arachnida, Trombidiformes, Tetranychidae.
AAUUAGUUGGUUAAUUGAAAGGACAAAUGUGAAAAUAAACGAGCAAUUAAAUUUAAUUUGGCAGAAACAAAGUGUCUCUCAUAUUGGAUUAGCCAAAUUAACUUUCACCAGUCCAAUUUGAUUGACAAUCAACUUAAUUGCCAAAUGUAAAUUUAGUCAUUUUAAAAUUAAACUCACCUUUAAAUUGUAAUUUAAUUUGCUAAUCAAGUGUUUCAUUUGAUUGUUUUUACUCAUUACUUUUUUGCUUUGAUUAGCCUCAUCAUUUGUUUUAAUCACAAUUAAUUUAAUUGAUGAUCAUGUUGGUACAAUUAUUGUUUCCAUUGUUAUUAAGACAAUCAAUGAAUGUCAACAUCAUAUUGAUGUUUAAUUGUUGUUAAAAUUAAUCAACUGUGUUCCUCUUUUUCAAUUGUCAUAAUCAAAAUCCUUUUUUUUGUUCAUUUCGUUAAUUAAAUAAUCCAGCAAAUUAAGUGACAAUCAACGAUAAUUAAUAAGCCAAACAAUUUAUGGAAAGGUUUAAGAUCAGUGAUUUGUUAUUAACCAUAGUGGACAUUGUGUUGUUGUUGAUAAUUGUUUUCUUGUGGUCAGUUGAUGGAUAUUCAAUUGGAUCCGAUGGUUCAUCGAGAAACAAUCAACUGGUCAAGAAACGUCUCGAUUAUGUUCAGAUAUAAUUCAGGUGACUCGAAAACUAUUGGAAAAUGACCUGAUGAGAGAUGUCAUUUAUCCUAAAUUAACGGAAGAUGGGAUGUUUGGUAAAUCGACGAAGAUCAUUGAGAGCCGAUCACCGCCUCGUCGAAAUGUGAUCCACUUUCCGAAUAAUAAUAAGCAAUAUUAUGACAGAGUAAAUAGUCAACAAUUUAACCGUUCAGAGAAUUCACGAUUUAAACGUCAACAUGGUUUACAUGGAGAGUUAUUAGUAAACAAUCAACAAUAUAAUCAACAGAAAUUGUUUAAUCAUCAUGAAUAUCCGAAAAUUGUUCAACCCUUGCCUAGUCAAACAAUUAACUUGGUUCCUUUUAAUGUUCCUUAUGAUGAGACCGGACAAUUAGAUAGACAACCUCAAGCUUAUAUUGUUGAUUUAACUUCACUUAAUGAUCAUCAAUCAACAUCAUCAAUUGAUCAUGAUGAUGGACAAUCUCAUCAUCAGAUUGAUUUGACGCGACAAAUUAGACCACGAUAUUAUGGUGAUGGUCAAGAGGAGAUUAAUCUGGAAAGAAGGCAAGAUGAAGAGGGUCAAGAAAAUGGUGCAGGUGAAGGUGAACCUGUGGCCGAUUCAAAGGAGCCCAAUGUGGUCAAGAAAACUUUUGGAUACAAGGUGACCCUUUACAAGAGUCCAAACAUUAAAGAGCCUCAAAUUUUAACAGAGGAAUUUUUUGGUGAUGGGAAGAAGAAAAAAGUUAUCAAAAUAUUGAAAAAAGAUGAGAAUCAACCUGAAGGACAGAAAAGUCGAUCAGAACAAUUAAGUCAACAAUCAAGUUCAUCUUCAGGUCGAUAUGUUCCACAAUUCAUUGCCGCUCCGGUUGGAACUAUGGACCAAGUAGAUGAAGAUGAACUUGAAGCUAAUCGUAAAUUGUUAUCCGCAGUUCGUAAACAAUUAGCUAGUGAAAAAGGUAUUGAAGCGACUCGAACCAUCUCGAAAUCAGGUGAUGAAAAGCAACACGAUAAAAAAGGGGCCAGAGAAAAAGCUCUUCGAGAGAAAACACAAAUCGAAUUUUUUGAGAGAGAGAAAAUUUUUGACGAUCAAUUUGGUAAAAAGUUGGAAGAACAACCGAAACAGCACCAGUUUCCCGCUAUGCAAGAUCGACCAGAGAUCAUCCGUUUAACAACAGCGGCACCAGAACCACCACCACCACCACCACCGCCUCAGCGAAAUCGUGAUCGUGAUCAGAUAACUGUGGUCACUCCAGAUGAUAUAAGUAAUGCGGGAAACACUGAAGGGAUGGACUUUCAAUCACUUCAUGAUCUUUUAUUGAAACGUUUAAAAGGCUGGAGGGAAAAAGGUUAUAAGAUCACAACUGAACUUGAGAUUGUCCAAAGAGGUGCAGUCCAUGAUAAGGAAAGGUCAGUGAGAGAACGAGGUAAAGGUCAACAAACAUUUCAAAGGUACGAAAGUGGAGGUGCAAUUCGAGGUAAUAGUAAAUCUCCAGAUUCUUAUGGAGGAGGAAAUAUCAAUGAACAAGGAUUCGGUCAAAUUGAACCGUUAACGGUGACCCAUGUUUCUCCCGAUAACGAUAAGCCUCAUCAUCUCACUCACCAUAAUCAUCACUCUCUUCCUCAUCAUCAUCAUCACCAUCAAAACAAUAUGAAAGUUAAUGGAGGUGCUAAAAACACUGAUGAAGAAGAGGAAAACAAUCAACAGGGAAACUUAUUCAGUAGUUUACCCAAAUUUUUAAUCGACCCACCAGAUUAUGAGGCAGCUCUAGAUGGACACAACGGUCAGAAAGUGGACCCAAUCAUUGAAAUGGUUCCUCAAGACCCAAGGCAGCAAUUACAACUGCAUCAACCAGCACCACCUCAUCAUAUUGUCCAUGCACCACCCCACCAUCAUCACACGGUGCUACUUCACCACCAUCACCAACCACAUCCACCUCCACCACCAGAAGCGUUGAAACUUGUCCAACCCAACCAGAAAGCGCCACCGAAAACAAGUCAAUUAGUUUCGAUCAAUAAUAUCACAAAUAUUUCCAAUAAACCGAUUCAAAAAGGUCGAAAAUAUUCAUUCAAGGGAAUGACUCGAAAAAUACCUUCGACUACAGAUGAGAGCGGGAAAAAAGAUUCUUCUAUUGAUAAGUCGAUGGAUAAAAACACUGAGAAAACUAAAGUAACUUCACCAUCGACACCGAUUACAUUGCUUUCUGAUAAGUCAGAGAAUCAGUUGAAUAAAAAUAACGGAAAUCAAAGUAAAAGUAAACAAAAAGAUGAACAAUCGAAUCGUAGAUUGGCCGCUCAGAAAAGACUCAAAGCAAAGGCCAAACAAAAAGCUAAACUUCAGCAACAAUUACAACAGAAACAAUAUCAAAAUCAAGUGAAACAACAACAAAAACUUCAACAACAGCAACAACAGCAAAUCAAACAGCAACAAUUACAACAAUAUAAAUCCUCAAAUCAACCAAUUAAUCAAUCAAAUAAACCAAAUCAAAAUAUUUUCCAAUCUCCAAUGUCCAUUCAAGAUCAGAUAUUAUAUCCAGCUUCACCUUUGACAGGUAACUCUAUUCAUAGAGGAAUCGAGGGUGUCCCACCUUCUCGUGCUAAUGGCGGUGGUGUUGAUCUAACAAAUCCACUGAGUUUCCUGGGUGGUGUUCAUGAGGGUCUCUUCAUGCCCAAUGAGAAUGGAUUUGAUGAUAUUUCAUUUGGAAAUCCAACCUUAAUCACACUUCCAGGGUUACUUGAUUCACCGAAUGGUGAACACGAGAAUCCAUUGAACGAACAUUUCAGAUCUUUAAUGAAUCAAGGUGGUGUUGAUGGUGGAGGUGGAGGAAUGACAGGUAAUAGUAAUAAUGAUGUGAAUGGUGGGAAACAAAAUUUUCACAAUUUCGAUUUGAAUGAACCUGAAAAGAAAAUCCCUCAUCCGAAUACAAUUUCAUAUGAAGAUUCACUCAAUUCUCUUCGUCCUCCUCCUCACACCGAGAUUCUUAUCGGUAAACCAGCACCAGGAGUUAAACAAUUACCACCAAAAACCAAUUCAAUGACCUCAACUGGACAGUACAGAAAUCAAAAUGUUAACAAUAAUCACAAGAUUCGGGAUUAUCCAACCUCGAUACAAGAUAUUACAAGGGGUAAGAAAAUGUCCAACAGUUAUGGUGUCGAGCCAGGAUUCGGUCGAGAGUCACCAGAUAAUCUUAAUGUACCAGAUAAAGAAACUGAUCCGCUAUUAAAUCAUUUUAAAAACGAUCUAUUCAACAAACUACCAAAUGAGUGGACUGAUCAACAAGGAUUAACAAUUGGAAAUAACAAUAAUAAUCAUAAAGAUAAUCAUCAAAUAAAUUGGUUGCAACAUGAGAAUCGAGAUGUUAACUCGAUUAAAAAUAAUCCACAACCAGUUCUAUGGGAUAAAAGAAGUAAAAUCAAUCAACCUAAACAAUUGAAUGUUUUAACUGAUCAACAUCAUCAUGGAAUCAAUCAUCAAACUAAUCAAUUGAUUAACAUGAACAAUUAUCUUGGGAAUAGAGGAUUAACCCGAUAUUCAACUGAGAAACCGAAUGUUAAACAAAAGUUAAGUUUCACUUUCAAUGAACCUUUGGAAUUGAUUCCUGGUGAGAAGGUUAAACCGGGUGAUUAUCGACAAUCAAUUUGGGCUGAACCCGAAUUUGAACAAAUAAAGAUCUCAAAUAAUCGAAAGCGAAAUAGAAAGCAGAAAAAUAACUCGAAAGGUCAAACCAAUGGACAACAACAACAGAACCAAAUGAUGGACGAUAUUUUCUCGAUCGGUUUUGACUCUCAGCGGGUUCGAUCACCAAAAAAUCAUGACCUUAUUUCCCAUUCCUCUCAAGUUUACCCUUUGAUUGGUGGUUAUUCACCUUUCAUUAUACCAACAACAACGGGUGAUUUUAAUUCACUUGAUUCUGAGACUGAGACUGAUUCUGAUGUUGAUGAUUAUCAUGAUGAAAUGACUGAUAAUAAUUCUGGUUACUUAAAUCAUGAUAACAAUCAACCUGAAGAUGAGAUUAUCAAUGAAAAGAGGAGGCAAUUUAUUGAUAACUCAACCGAUGAUAAGAUUAACAUUAAUGGUGUUAAUUACUCUUCUUCUCUUAAUUCAACUAUUGGUGAUUUAAAUGAAGAUCCAACCAACAAUCAACAGAAAAACCCAAUCAAUAACAAUCUUGAUAUUGUGAUUAAAGAGCAAAUUAAUGGGAUAAAAGUAAUCAACAGAUUAAUCCAAAUGAAAGCAUUUCCUUCAAAGGGAUAACUUCAAAUUCUGGGUCAUCAAUCUGGUCACAACCAUGUCCAACAUGUCCAGAAAUUUAAUUGUCGAUUCAAUCAUCUAAAUUGUUAUUGAGAAAUUAAAUUGUAAAAUAAUCAACAGACAAAAAUAAACCAACAACUUUUUAAAGACAAUUAGACAAAAAUAAAGUAAAGAUUAUAUAAUGAAAAAGGAGAAACAACAAUUAAUUGUGAGAUAAUUAAAAGAAAUACAGACAGUGAAAGCCUUAAGCAACGUAACAAUUAGUUGAUUUUUCAACAGUAAAUUGGAUUGAACAAAAUUAAAGGUCAACCAUUUCAUGGUUAUUAUAACUGUUAAUCAAUCAUAAUCGGAGUUGAAUUUCAUAUAUUGAUUUCCAAGCAAUUAACUUAAUCAAAGUGAUUCUAUUUAUUAUCGUGAUUAAUUGGUGAACCAAUUAAUAAAUAAGAUUUUAAAUUGUGAGGAAAAUGUUUUCUAUCUGCAAUUUAGAUACAUUAAAUGAUCAAUUUUAAUUGUUAAGUUAUAAUUAUUGUUUCUCCACCAAGAUGAUUAGUGUUGAUGGAUCAGUCAAACCGAGAGGACGAUUUGCUGAUAGAGCGAAAGCUAAACUUAAAGCAAUUAAAUCAGUUUUCUCGUCUCGAUCAAGUCGCUUAUCUAAAAUUGGAAGUGGCCUGGAAGAUAUUUCCAACACUUAUUGUGACACUUUGAUAACAGUUUCGUUAUUAAUCUUGGCAAUUGUCAAUGCAGUAUUUUUGUAUCCCAUUUAUUAUGGUGGCUUUUUAGCCGUCAUUUACCCUGAUUGGAUGGCACCCGUGUCCCAGAAUUACAACGAGACAGAGGACAUUGAGCUGCAAUCGGCCAACUCUUUACAAGUUAUGGUAUCGCGACUCAAUUUGAUUUCAAAAAAAUUGGCUACGUUUUGUUACCGAUCAUCAACCGAAAUAUCAAGUUUAUGUCAAAAAUAAUUGAUUGAUUUUCUGUGUAUCCUUUAAUUGUUACAGUAGCAGAAAUACAACUUAUCCUUAGAGGUUGAUUGGUGUGCCUUU